Messenger RNA from Magallana angulata, 3434 nucleotides. RefSeq names its product zygotic DNA replication licensing factor mcm6-like. The transcript has 17 exons. NCBI's taxonomy places the organism in Eukaryota, Metazoa, Mollusca, Bivalvia, Ostreida, Ostreidae. Bases 94 to 2520 code for a protein of 808 amino acids. Gene Ontology annotation, molecular function: ATP binding; single-stranded DNA binding; single-stranded 3'-5' DNA helicase activity. Gene Ontology annotation, biological process: DNA replication initiation; mitotic DNA replication; double-strand break repair via break-induced replication. Gene Ontology annotation, cellular component: MCM complex; nucleus. The record is from RefSeq and is a predicted model, not a curated record.
AAUCACGUGAUCAAGAUCGCGGGAAAAUCUUUGUUAGGCUAGUAAACACGUUAGGUGUUUUCCUUCCAAUAUUUUUGCUUUGAAAACAAAAUCAUGGAUGUUGCCGAGCAAACGAUUGUUACAAAACAAGUCAAAGAUCAAGUUGGAGAAAGAUGUCAAAAGUUAUUUCAGGAUUUUCUUGAAGAGUUUAGGGUUGAAGGUGAGCAGAAAUACACAGCAGGAAUCAAUGAUCUUGGUCGACCUGAAAGAAACACAUUGACAGUCAGUUUUGAGGAUGUUGACAAGUUCAAUCAAAAUCUUGCAACCACAAUUGUUGAAGAGUAUUACAGAGUGUACCCAUAUCUAUGCAGAGCUGUGAAAAACUUUGUGAAAGACUAUGCACAGACACCUCAAGGAAAAGAAUAUUAUGUCAGUUUUACAGAUGUUCCAACAAGACUUAAGGUGCGAGAGAUGACUACAGCUAAAAUUGGUACACUACUAAGAAUCUCAGGCCAGGUGGUACGUACUCACCCAGUUCACCCUGAGCUAGUAUUGGGGACUUUCAUGUGCCUGGACUGUAGAACCGUCAUACCCGAUGUAGAGCAGCAGUUCAAAUUCACACAGCCAAGCAUUUGCAGAAAUCCUGUGUGCAACAACAGAGCACGCUUCAUGCUGGACGUCAAUAAAUCCAGGUUUGUGGAUUUCCAGAAAGUCCGAAUCCAGGAGACACAGGCUGAACUUCCCAGGGGAAGCAUUCCUCGAAGUGUAGAAAUAAUUCUGAGAGCUGAGGCUGUGGAGUGUGCUCAGGCUGGGGAUAAAUCUGACUUCACUGGCACUCUCAUUGUGGUUCCUGAUGUGGCCACCAUGUCUUUACCAGGUGCUCGGGCUGAAACCUCAACAAGAUUAAAGGGGGCUGAAGGAUAUGAGACAGAGGGAGUCCGUGGCCUGAAGGCUCUUGGAGUUCGAGACCUCACCUACAGGCUAGCCUUCUUGGCUUGCUCUGUCUCCUCAAGUAACCCAAGGUUUGGAGGACGUGAUCUAAAGGAUGAUGAGAUGACUGCUGAGGCAGUGAAGAAGCAGAUGACAGCUGAGGAAUGGCAGAAGGUGUACGACAUGUCACAGGACAAGAACCUGUACCAGAACCUAUGUAGCAGUCUCUUCCCUACCAUUCAUGGCAAUGAAGAGGUUAAGCGGGGAAUCCUUCUCAUGUUAUUUGGAGGGGUACCAAAAAUUACCCUUGAGAAAACCAACCUACGUGGUGACAUCAACAUUUGUGUAGUUGGAGACCCAAGCACAGCUAAGAGUCAGUUCCUGAAACAGGUUGAAGAGUUCAGUCCACGAGCUGUGUACACCAGUGGAAAGGCCAGUUCUGCAGCAGGUUUGACAGCUGCUGUGGUGAAGGAUGAGGAAUCUCAUGAGUUUGUGAUUGAAGCAGGUGCCCUUAUGUUGGCGGACAAUGGAGUGUGUUGUAUAGACGAAUUUGACAAAAUGGACCCCAAGGAUCAGGUGGCUAUCCAUGAGGCUAUGGAACAGCAGACAAUCUCCAUUACCAAGGCUGGAGUCAAGGCUACCUUAAAUGCCAGAACAUCCAUUUUGGCUGCUGCCAAUCCAAUUGGAGGAAGAUAUGACAGAACGAAAUCUCUGAAACAAAAUAUCACAUUGACUGCACCCAUCAUGUCCAGAUUUGAUCUCUUCUUUAUUCUUGUGGAUGAGUGUAAUGAGGUGACUGACUAUGCCAUUGCCAGGAGAAUAGUGGAUUUACACAGCAGGAAUGAGGAGUCAGUGGACCGUGUCUACUCUGUGGAGGAUGUCACCAGAUAUCUCAUGUUUGCCAGGCAAUUCAAACCUAAGAUAAGUCCUGAUGCCCAAGAGUACAUGAUAGAGGAGUACAAGAGACUGAGACAGAGGGACGGAUCGGGGGCCCACAAGUCUGCCUGGAGGAUCACUGUCCGACAGUUAGAGAGCAUGAUCCGACUCUCAGAAGCCAUGGCCAGGCUCUACUGUGUGGAUGAGGUGCAGCCAAAGCAUGUGAAGGAAGCCUUCCGUUUGCUCAAUAAAUCAAUCAUCCGUGUGGAACAGCCAGAUGUCCACCUGGAAGAAGAGGAGGAGGAAGACAAACAGGAAGAGAUGGAUGUUGAAGAACCUGAACAAACACCUGCAGAAGCAACAGGUCCUGAUGGAGAUGCCCCACAGCCUCACAAGAAAGGAUUGAAGCUGACGUACGAGGAGUAUAAACAGAUAGCGAACCUGAUAGUGCUGUACAUGAGGAAGCAAGAGGAAGAGGCCAUGGAGGAUGAGACGCCAGGUUUGAGAAGAAGCGAGUUGGUUGGCUGGUAUCUUAAGGAAAUUGAGUCUGAGAUAGACUCCGAAGCUGAGUUGAUAGAGAAGAAGACAAUUGUCGAGAAAGUCAUUGAGAGACUAGUGCAUCAUGAUCAUGUGUUGAUUGAGUUAACUCAGACAGGAAUGAAAGGACAGGAUGACUUGGUGAGAAAGGAAGAUCCUUAUGUUGUUGUGCACCCCAACUAUGUCAUUGAUGUUUGAACAGGCCGGCACAUACCUCAGACUCCUUAGAGUAAUUGACUGCAAAAACCAUUGCUUAACAUGGUGCACAUUUCAAACAUCAAAAUGAGAUAGACCUGUUUGUCAUGCUGGUCUAGUGAAUAUUUGUUGAUGAUUUCAGAAGUAUGUGUAAACUUGGGAAAAUCAUGUACAUUUUGUGAUGAAAAUGUUAUGAGUAAAAUGACUUUGAAUCUGACAAUAUUACCAGUUUUCAAAAAUAUCGGAGAUAUUUAAUUUUGCAAUAUGUAUAAUUUUUAGAUGUUAAUGAAAUUUUUAUGUCUAUUUAUUUCCAUUAAAUGUAUCUUGAUCAAGAAGUAUUUUCUAAACUGGAUAGAAUGUAUACCUGGUAAUUUAAAAGUGCUCGUGUACAUAUUUCAUUUGGAAGGUCAUUCAUUGACCAGUAAAUAUACUAAAGUUUGACCUACUACACUGUAUGUAUCAAAUUUGAAUCUUUUUUACCAUUUACAUGCCUCACCAUGUUUUGUACAGUAUUGUUUGAAAUCAUGUUGGGAUGGUGUAUGUUACAUUGUUAGUCAUCAUCUUUUAUAUAGAUAUUCUUACCUAGCCCUUUAUUAAAAAAUUAUUUACAUGGCAAACGAGUGCUUAGUAGAUUUGUACAUAUGUAACUUUGGCUCUUCAGGUCUUGAUAGUUGAGUCUUUUGGUUACAGACUGAGGAUUUAUCAAGACUAGUAAAGAUGUGUUCACUAUUACCUUAUUAGAAAAAAGUCUGUGUUUCAUGCGAUUGCAUGUUUAUACAUUCAGUUGUGAAAAUAAGUUCUGCACACAAUAAAAAUCUUGUGUCACAGCUUGGUUCACAGACAGAUUUAUGUGCAUGUAAUAGAAAUGUCUCUUACAUUAUGCCAUCACAAGAAAUAAAUGGCUCAAGAAAAAUGAA